Molecule: messenger RNA, 5258 nt
Organism: Wyeomyia smithii (pitcher-plant mosquito)
Lineage: Eukaryota; Metazoa; Arthropoda; Insecta; Diptera; Culicidae
Product: multidrug resistance-associated protein 1-like
Exons: 7
Coding region: 73-4584 (1503 amino acids)
Biological process (GO): transmembrane transport
Cellular component (GO): membrane
Molecular function (GO): ABC-type transporter activity; ATP binding; ATP hydrolysis activity
Source: RefSeq, a predicted model, not a curated record
GUUUCGGUGAUAUUACGGAGUGUACGAAGUUUCCAGUUUGCUGUACUGAAUCAUCAGCCUGGAGAGUUGUCCAUGGCUUUCGAGGAGUUUUGCGGAAGUCCCUUCUGGGACGGCACGCUAGAAUGGCGCGAGAGCAAUCCGGACCUGACGUUCUGCUUCCAGCGAGUGAUUUUCCAGUGGAUUCCGUGUCUGUUCCUGUUCAUUUUUUCCAUCUAUGAAAUUCACAAGUACCGAACGUCUCGGUUUCGAGACAUCCCAUGGAAUUGGUACAAUCUCAGCAAGAUGCUGAUCGUUUUUACGCUAAUGUGCAUGAAUUGGAUCGAUCUGGGUAUGGUGGUGAACUAUAAACACGAACAAGGACUGUUUGAUGUUCAAAUCGUGACCGCUGUCCUGAAUGCCGUUACCUAUUUAGCUACUCUAGCGCUCUACUUCUUCCAAAGAAAAUAUGGCAUCCGAAGCUCGGGAACAAUCUUCAUCUUCUGGUUUAUGCGACUGUUCUUCGGCAUUAUUCAACUGCGUACCGAAGUGCAGAACAAAGAAAUUCGUGGAGAGGUUUCCGGUGAUACGGUGAACUUCUGGGAGUACCAAUACAUCAGCUACAUCAUCCAGUACGCAUUCAUAUGCCUUAUUUUUGUGAUGGAAUUGUUCCCGGAUCAGGAACCGGAAUACAGUGACUUCCCGGAGACCAAACACCCCAAUCCGGAGCUGCGGUCAAGCUUUUUCGUGCGGCUGUUUUUCUUCUAUUUCGAUUCCUACACGUGGAAGGGCUUUCGGAAUCCUCUGGAGAUCGAAGAUAUGCAUGACAUCAAUCCACAGGAUGCUUCCAAGGAGUUGGUCCCGCCGUUUGAUAAAUACUGGUACGAGAGUGUGGAGAAGGGUCAUCGUAAACAGCAGGCAGCGGAUAAGAAGGCCGGGAAGCCAACGUCAGAGUUUAAACCGUAUGGACAAACAAACGGAUCCGUGCUGCCAGCUAUUGUCAAAGCCUACGGAGGCCCAUUCUGGUUUGCUGGUAUAUUUCAGUUGGCCAUUUCGGGAUUGCAAUUCGCCUCACCGUAUUUGAUGCAGGAGCUAAUGGCGUGGAUCGCUCUUCAAGGUCCAGAUUGGCAAGGAAUUAUAUUGACCUUUGGAUUGUUUGGUACUUCUAUGUUGAUUGCACUAUUGAACGGACAAUACUUUUACAACACAUUCCUCACCGGAUUCCGCAUUCGAACUGGACUUAUUAGUGGGAUCUACCGCAAAGCUCUGAGGAUAUCCAGCUCAGCGAAGAAGGAUACGACGGUGGGAGAAAUCGUAAACUUGAUGGCAGUUGACGCCCAGCGAUUCUUUGAACUCACCUCCUACCUGCAUAUUUUGUGGUCUGGACCACUAAUUAUCGCGCUCUGUUUAUACCUGCUGUAUGAAAUUCUUGGAGUGGCUGUUUUUGCUGGGUUGGCCGUGAUGAUAUUGAUGACACCGAUAUCCGGUGUUAUGGCGACACAGUUACGUGAUCUACAGGUAGAGCAAAUGAAGAUCAAGGACGACAGAGUGAAGCAAAUGAAUGAAAUUCUCGGUGGCAUCAAAGUAUUGAAACUCUACGCUUGGGAGAAGAGCUUCCAGGAUUCGAUUCUUAAGGUUCGCAGUGAAGAAAUCGGAAUACUUAAGAAGAUGGCAUACUACGGAGCGGGAGUUUAUUUCACCUUUACUAUGGCUCCAUUCCUGGUCACACUUAUUUCUUUUGCGGUGUAUGUUCUGAUGGACGAGAACAACCAUCUGGAUCCGCAGACCGCGUUUGUUUCGUUGGCUUUGUUUAAUAUUUUACGGUUUCCUCUUGGAUGGCUCCCUAUGAUGGUGACCUUCUCGAUGCAAGCUUGGGUUUCAAUUAAACGUAUCAAUAAGUUCAUGAACAGUGCCGAGCUGGACCCAAAUAAUGUUAGUCACAAGAAAAGUGAAUAUGCACUGAACAUCGAAGAUGGAACAUUUUCUUGGGGUGAUGAGGCACCUACACUGAAAUCUAUCAACCUGUCUUUAAAGAAAGGUCAAUUGUCGGCAAUUGUUGGAAGUGUUGGAACGGGUAAAAGUUCAAUCAUAUCGGCUCUGCUGGGAGAGAUGGAGAAGAUCAGCGGAUCGGUGAAUACCGAUGGAUCGAUCGCGUACGUUCCUCAGCAGGCGUGGAUCCAAAAUGCGACUCUCAAGGAAAAUAUCCUAUUUGGAAAGCGCUUCGAUCAGAAAAAGUACGACAAAGUCAUCGAGUCUUGCGCUUUGAAGCUUGAUUUAGACAUGCUCCCGGGAGGAGAUCUUACCGAAAUUGGCGAAAAGGGUAUCAAUCUUUCUGGCGGUCAGAAGCAGCGGGUUGCGCUAGCCCGGGCUGUCUACGCUGACGCUGAUACCUAUCUAUUCGAUGAUCCGCUUAGUGCCGUCGAUGCGCAUGUUGGUAAACACAUCUUCGAGAAAGUGAUUGGACCAGAUGGGAUGCUAGUGGGUAAAUCGAGAUUGCUGGUAACACAUGGUAUAUCCUUCCUACCGUUUGUGGAGGAAAUUUUCGUAGUCAAGGAUGGAGAGAUUUCAGAAAGCGGUUCCUACCAAAGGCUGCUGGAUCAGAAGGGAGCGUUUGCCGAAUUCCUUACUCAACACAUUCAAGAGUUGGAUGAAGAAGAUGAAGAAAUGAAACUGCUGCAGGAAGUGCUAACUGACGAAUCGGCCCGUCAACUCGUACAGCGGACUAUCUCAGCUCAGUCCAGCCAAUCCGAUGAACGCAAGCCAAAGAAACGAAUCAGUCGACAAGAGUCUAGGCUAAGUGCUGGUAAAGAGAAACCUACCGCAUUAGCCACCCAAGCAGAUAAAUCAACGCUCAUCGAAAAGGAAGAGUCUGCAACGGGAGCCGUAACAUUAACAGUGUACCUGAAAUACAUCAAAGCAAUCGGAUUAUCGCUCGGACUUUGGUCGAUCAUUUUUAGCGUUCUUACUCAGGGCAGCGGUAUAUACGCUAGUCUUUGGUUAACAGAUUGGUCAGAGGAUCCGAAGGCAAUCACUGAUACUUCGGUGCGAGAUGUAUACUUGGGAGUGUACGGUGCACUCGGUGGAUUCCAAUCGAUCGCACUUUUCAUCAGUUCAGUCGCUCUCGGCUUGGGUUGUCUGAAAGCGGCCAAAGAACUACACGACAAACUGCUGGAGAGUUCGAUGCGUAUGCCCAUGUCCUUUUUUGACACUACACCACUUGGUAGAAUUAUCAACCGCUUUUCAAAGGACGUGGACGUCAUGGAUAAUGUUUUACCUGCGACGAUUCGUGCGUGGUUAUACUUCUUCCUCAGCGUAAUCGGCGUAUUUGUUGUGAUAGGCAUUUCCACGCCCAUUUUCUUAGCCGUUGUACCUCCGUUAGCAGUAAUUUACUACUUUAUACAGAAAAUUUACAUUGCAACAUCACGACAACUGAAACGAUUGGAAUCGGUCACCAGAAGUCCCAUCUAUUCACACUUCGGUGAAAGCAUUAACGGUCAGUCCACCAUCCGCGCCUACAAUGAGCAAAACCGUUUCACCAAAGAAUCGGAGGAAAAAGUUGACUACAACCAAAAAGUGUCCUAUCCGACCAUUCUAGCAAAUCGUUGGCUCUCAGUUCGGCUGGAAAUUGUCGGCAGCUUAGUGGUGCUGUUUGCUGCAUUGUUCGCCGUCCUGGCGCGCGAAACGAUUGGACCAGCCACGGUUGGACUUUCGAUUUCCUACGCGCUACAGAUAUCCGCCACCUUGAGUUUCAUGGUCAGGAUGACUGCCGAGGUUGAAACGAACAUUGUGGCGGUUGAGCGGUUGGAAGAAUACACGCAGCUACCUCGGGAGGCGGAAUGGCAGAAAGGAUCAGUGAGCAAAGACUGGCCAUCCGAGGGUACCGUCGAGUUUAAGGAUUUGCAAAUGCGGUAUCGCGAAGGACUGGAUCUUGUCAUCAGAGGAAUUUCCCUGCACGUUAAUGGUGGUGAGAAGGUGGGCAUCGUUGGAAGAACAGGAGCUGGAAAAUCUAGCUUAACAUUAGGGUUGUUCAGAAUUGUGGAAGCUGCUGGAGGACAGAUCAUCAUCGACGGUGUUGAUAUUGCAAAAAUUGGUUUGCAUCAGGUACGUGGCCGACUGACGAUCAUUCCUCAAGACCCAGUAUUGUUCUCUGGCAGUCUACGGAUGAACAUAGAUCCCUUCGGAAGCUAUACAGACGAUCAAGUAUGGAAGGCGUUAGAGUUGUCACAUUUGAAAACGUUCGUGAAAGGCUUGCCGGCAGGAUUGGAACAUGAAAUUGCGGAAAACGGCGAAAACCUGUCCGUUGGUCAACGACAACUGGUUUGUUUAGCUCGGGCGGUCUUACGAAAAACGAAGGUACUAAUCCUGGACGAAGCCACUGCAGCUGUUGAUUUAGAGACAGAUGAUUUAAUUCAGAAAACUAUUCGAACGGAGUUCGCCGACUGUACAAUACUCACCAUUGCGCAUCGUUUGAACACCAUACUAGACUCAGAUCGGGUGUUAGUGCUAGACAAAGGUCUAGUAGCGGAAUGCGAUACACCGCAGAACUUGCUCGCCGAUAAGCAGUCAGUCUUCUACGGAAUGGCCAAAAACGCGGGCAUCGUUAGCUAGAGAUUUACUUUUUGGCAUAAAAGUAUUUUUAAGAUUCGUUACAGUUAAUAGAAUUUGUUGUGUGAAUGCUGCUCAUUUGUUAAGGGGUAAUAUCUACUAAUUUUCUUUUCGCCAUUUUUUUCAUUGGCCAAAAUCAUGCUAAAAAUAUCCUAGAAUCAAACUCUACAUCGCUCAAGUACAGAUCUAAACUCAAAGUUCGCUUAAAUCAAUUUUUACCGAACAACUUUUAUGCUCCAAAAUAACAUUUUUCUUUUUUUUUGGCGAUGCUCGUUUUUAUUUUUAUUUCUAGGCUUUGUAAACUUCUGCUACCUAUAAUCGAUAUCGUGUUUCAAAUUUCAAGUAUAGAGGUCGCUACAUCAAGUUUAGACCGUUACAGCGUCUCUACAGCACGAGUUUACUCACAAUUUCACUGGGUUUAGCCGAUAAGCCGUUCUCAUUAUGUACGUUCUCUGUUUGAGUUUUUCUAUACUUUUUAAUUGCGAGUCAUAUUCAAAAGUACUUAAAUAUGAGUGACAAGGUGUACAGUGGCCUCAAUAGCAACAAAAGAAAAAGUACCAGAACAACCCGGAGUGAAAUUAGUAAUCGACACCAUCCUAACCGCCAAGCGUUCAACAAUAUUCAAAUUUCGCGGUAGUUUCGCGGCACACUUUUUCUUCCGAAAAUACUGAAUAAAG